CUUGCAUCGAAAAGAGUGAAGUUAAAAGAAGGACACUGGGCGAAAAUUGGAUGCAUUUUAAGUUUUUUUGAAGCCUAAAAUGCAUUAACUUUUAACACUUGCAAGUUGUUACAGCGAAGGAAUACCGUAAUUUGUCUGGAGAAAGUCAUACAAUGGAAUGUGUGUCGGCGUAGAUGAUCUUCUUCAUGCUGCUGUCUGAAGAGCUUGGGCAGAAGAAGAGCAACAAGCAUGGACGUGGAAGACUUUCCUCCCCCACCUCCUGAAAUGUUGGCGGACAGCGUCCCAUUUGCUGAUGAAGAUGAGGGGGAAGCCUUUGACUUUGAUGACAGUGGUGAUGACAUUCCUGAGGCUGACAGCCUGCCCCCUGCACCUCCACCUCCUCUAGCCCCCAGCCGAAAGGAACAGAGCCAGGACAACAUGGUGGCCAGUCACCCUGAAGGCCCUAUUCCCAGCCUGGAACCCCCAGCACCUUCAACAACAUGUGACACAGCUCCAUCAGUAGACACAGCAGCAGCCACAGGCAGAUCCCUCUCAACAGGUGGAGCAACAGCAGAAGGAGAGGGGACAUCUGCUCCUGAGGGAAUUGAUAACAUAGACGCAGACUUACCACUUCCUCCACCUCCUCCCCUUAAUGAUGAUGACACAGAGACAGAUCCUGGAGAAACAGUCAGAGAAGGCCAGGAUGUUUCCAUCAAUGACCCUAGCACUCUUCCGCCAGUACCCAGGAGCUCCUCUCAGGGCAAAGUCAAUCCUUACUCUGUGAUUGACAUUACCCCUUUCCAACUGCAGCAGCUGGAGCAGCACCAUGGACCCUCCUCUUCCCCUUCCACACCAGUAGAGCUGAAGGAAGGAGCAGGAGAAGCUCAGGAUAUCCACUCCAGCCCUGGUGGCAUCACUUCCGGAUACUCAGUGCCGGUUCCCUGUGGCUAUGCAACCCCCUCGGGUGUACCACUCAUCACACCAACUUACACCACACCCGUCAUCAUUCGGCACCUCUCCGUGGAUGAGGAUGUCACUGUUGUUGGGACUGGCAACACCUCUGUGGACAGUGUUUUCAGUGAGGAAUAUCCACCAAUAAGAGAGGAGGAUGCUUUGGCUAAAUGGGCGUCAGAUCCUGCCAACACUGCAUGGAUGGAAAAUCCUGAUGAGGUGAUUUAUGAUGACGUGCCCAGAGACAACUCCGACUCCAACACAGAUCCAGAGGAGAUGAUCUACGAUGACGUCGAGUUCGGUGAGGAGGGUGGCUGCAACAGUUCCCUCGACAACGGCUGGAGCUCCAGCGAGUUUGAAAGCUAUGACGAGGCGAGUGACGGGGAAGGUCGCGCUGAAAACGGCCUGCCCCAUGCCUUCAUGAGAGGAAAGCCACCGCAGAGGAAAACACACCUCUCUCAAGAUCUGACACGCUUGAAAGAACACUAUGAGAAAAAGAUGAAAGAUCUAAUGGCAAAUACAGUGGGAACGGUAGAGCUACAGCAGCUAAAACAGAAACACGAGCAGAAGAUGCAAAAGCUGGUGAAGGCAGCUAAGGAUGGGACCAAAGAUGGGCUUGAGAAAACCAAAGCUGCGGUAAAGAAGGGACGCUCCUUCAUCAAAACCAAGUCAUUUUGUCAAGAGAGGAAGUCGGCCUGUUUUGAGGAUGAGGAGUCUGAGCUCUUCAUUGAGGUGGACUGUUUCAGUGAGCCAGUUCUGUGUCCAGCACCAGAGGGUCUUUCACAGCAACAGCUGGUGAGAAGAUGUAUACUGGGAUCUAUUUUGGAAAGUGAGAAGAACUAUCUGGACGCACUGAAGAGGAUAUUAGAGCACUAUGAGAAGCCCUUGUCUCAGAUUGAGCCAAAGCUGCUGAGCGACAGGAAACUGAAGAUGACCUUCUAUCGUGUGCGGGAGAUCCUGCAGAGCCACUUCCUGUUCCAGAUCGCCCUGGCAAGCCGUGUCGCUGAGUGGGACAGCCUGGAGAUGAUCGGGGAUGUCUUUGUGGCAUCGUUCUCCAAGUCCAUGGUGCUGGAUGCCUACAGUGAGUAUGUGAACAACUUCAGCACUGCGAUGGCGGUGGUGAGGAAGACGUGUGCCUCCAAACCUGGCUUCCUGGAAUUCCUCAAGCAUCGUCAGGAGAGCAGCAGUGACAGAGUGACUCUGUACAGCCUGAUGAUGAAACCUAUCCAGAGAUUUCCACAGUUCAUACUGCUUCUUCAGGACAUGCUGAAGAACACACCAGUGGGUCAUGCAGACCGUCUGCCACUGCAGAUGGCCCUGACCGAACUGGAGACACUGGCAGAGAAGCUCAAUGAAAAGAAGAGGGAAGCUGACCAGCGCUGCGAGAUCCGUCACAUUGCAAAGGCCAUGAACGAACGCUACCUCAACAAGCUUCUGAGCAAUGGCAGCCGCUACCUGAUCCGCUCAGACGACAUGGUGGAGACGGUCUACAACGAGCGUGGUGAAAUCAUCAAAACUAAGGAGCGACGCCUCUUCCUGCUCAACGAUGUCCUCAUGUGUGCCACACCCAAUAUACG
Molecule: messenger RNA, 2507 nt
Organism: Labrus bergylta (ballan wrasse)
Lineage: Eukaryota; Metazoa; Chordata; Actinopteri; Labriformes; Labridae
Source: RefSeq, a predicted model, not a curated record